GCUUUCAGAGUUUCAGCUAUGGCGAAAGUGUCAUUCGGUAAUGACAGAUUGCAGCCCGCUGCUUUAUUUUCUCUCCGAUUAAACUGGCAAAGACUGAGAAAAUAGGAAAAUGGCUUCCUGGCAUUCAAUUUCUCUGGAAAUCACAUACCAGGUACUGGGAUGGUUUGCUUUCGUUUCAUGGUCAUCCUGUUUCUACCCUCAAGUCAUCUUGAAUUUUCGUCGGAAAAGCGUCGUUGGACUGAACUUCGACUUCGCGCUGCUGAAUUUGACCAAGCACUCCGCCUAUUUGAUAUAUAAUGCCUGUCUUUACUUCAGCCUCGCCGUUCAGAAGCAGUACCUUGACAAAUAUGGCUACAAUCAGAUGAUUCCUGUAGCAGCAAAUGAUGUUGCGUUUUCAAUACAUGCCGUUCUGAUGACUUCUAUUACUUUGAUUCAGAUUGCAAUCUAUGAUAGGGGAAAUCAAAAAUUCUCUAAGAUUUCUAUAGCAAUUGUAUCUGCUGUGUGGUUGACUGCAGCAAUUUGCCUUUUUGUAGCUUUGCCUAAACAUUCUUGGCUCUGGCUAAUUUCAAUCUUCAAUUCAAUACAAGUUUGCAUGACAGCAAUCAAAUAUACUCCGCAGGUCAGAAUUGUUUCUUUUUUGGAUGGUUUUUAUACCAUCAAUAGGCAUAGUGGUAUCACUUUUCAUGUUGGUCAAUGGAUUGAUAUGCAAAGAGUUGAACGUUACCCUCCUUUCCUUAACUUUUUCCCCUUUAACGUGAAGUUGCUAGCCAGAAAAAAUGAAGUUGCAGUGUUUAACUUUGCACGGAAGAGCACAGAAGGUUUCAGUAUUGGAUACGUUUUGUUUGAUUUUACUGGAGGCUUAACAAGUUUGGCACAGAUGGCUGUGCAAUCUGUAGAUCAAAAUUCUUUUGUGAACUUCUAUGGAAACAUUGGGAAGAUGCUGCUGUCUGUGGUAUGGAAUGUUGUCUACCAUCUUGAUUUACCUUUUUAUAUCUUUUCCAAGUACCAUUCUCUUGCUAGCAUUUUCUUCAUGAUUUUCGUCUAGGUAUGUGUCUUGAGAUUUCCACUCUAGAUUUCAUCUGUUUCUAUACCACUUCUCUCCCUUCUCUACUAUUGUCAUACCUUUCUCUCUAUUCCUCACCCUUUAUCCCUUCUUCCCUGCCCUUCAUUAAUUUGGUAGUAGAGUUAUCAAAGAUCUCACCUUCUUCUCCACCCACACCACCGGGAAAAGAAAGGUAGAGUGAAUGGUACAAAAGUUUGUUUAAUAAUGUCUUCAAUUCUUUUCUUUUUAUGGUUUUAUAGCUACAAAUUGACCAAUCUCUAACAGCAUUUCAAGUUAGUAUCUUAUGCAUCAUAUUGUCUUUUAUUCUUUCUUACUAUCAACUCAAUGUAAUUCAUUCUACAGGUAUCUAUAUCCUUUGACAUUAUUUUCAUACUUCAACACUUUGUGUUAUAUCCUGCCAAUAAAACAACAUCAUCCACUAAACUCAAUGAAGAGGGCAAAGACCCACUUAUCAAGUCUGCUGAUAAACCUUAAUCUGAGAACAUGUAAUGCUUAGGCAGACUCGGAAUAUAGAGUCAAAACUCCUUGCUUCCUUUAGACGUAUCAGCUGCAAUGCUGGAUUAGCUACUUUGUUUGGAGUUGGAUCAAGAUGAUGAGGUAAAGCAAGGUUGGUGUUUGGUUGGAGAAGUGUAAUGAUUGAGCAAUUGUUUAUCAUGUAGUGGCGGCAUCAUCCAGUGUUGUUAUUUUGUUGUAUUCCUUAAGAGUCCUAGCUGAAGAGUUUUGAUGUAUAAACAUAAUAAUGCGGCCAGCUUAUUAUUAUUCUUACAUGUUAAAUCUUAUAUUUCCAUCGCAUCCGAUUGUGUUUUAGAUGUUUCCGUUGGCAGUAUUAAAUUGGUGAACUCAAU
Rubroshorea leprosula is the source of this 1908-nucleotide messenger RNA. NCBI's taxonomy places the organism in Eukaryota, Viridiplantae, Streptophyta, Magnoliopsida, Malvales, Dipterocarpaceae. The record is from the annotation of a GenBank genome assembly.